GUCCACCAGAGGGCGCUUUAUCAACUGUGGAUUACGGCUUUAGUGGAAAAUAGAAACACAAACGCGCACAUUUCUGGGGUGAAAACAUACAGUAGGAACACAGCAGAGCUAACAGACUUCUCUAAAACGCUGUUAAUGAGAACCAGGCCAUGUUAUCCCUAAAAGCACCGGUUGUUUGUGAGCUGAGCCUGUGCUGUGUUUUCCUCUUUCUUGUGUAUGGAGUGCAGUCGGAUUACAUUCUGACCAAAAAAACAUUGGAGCUGAUGUCUAAAUAUCGACUGAUAGAUGGACACAAUGACCUCCCUUUGCAAAUCCGCAUGCUUCAGAACAACAAACUCAGCAAGUUUAAUUUGUACAACAGCUCAAAAACAGCUACGGAUAUAACCAGACUCAGAGCUGCUCAUGUUGGAGGACAGAUGUUUGCAGCAUAUGUGUUAUGUACAGCUCAGGACAUGGAUGCUGUUAGACUGGCAUUGGAGCAGAUCGAUGUGAUACGACGUAUGUGCACUGAAUACCCAGAGCUGGAGCUGGCUACCACCGCUGCAGAAAUGAACGCUACAAAGAAGAUAGCUUGUUUGAUCAGUGUGGAAGGAGGCCAUGCAAUUGAUAGCAGUCUGGCAGCUUUACGCAUGUUUUACCAACUUGGAGUGAGAUCUGUGACCCUCACACACACCUGUAACACACCUUGGGCAGAAAGUGUUUCCCUAUAUCACACUUACUACAAGAGAGACAACAAUUCCUUGACAGAUUUUGGCAAGGCAGUAGUGCAUGAGAUGAACAGGCUGGGAAUGAUGGUUGAUCUGUCUCAUACUUCCUGGACUACAGCACGAGCCGUGCUGAAACUUUCCAAAGCUCCUGUCAUCUUCAGCCACUCCUCCGCCUACACCAUCUGUAACAACACGCGCAACGUCCCUGAUGAUCUGCUUCUCAUGCUGAAAGAAAAUGGAGGGCUCAUCAUGGUAAACUUCUACAAUGGAUUUAUAGCCUGUGGUGCUCAAGCAACUGUCUCACUUGUAGCUGACCAUUUUGACUAUCUUAAGAGUGUGAUAGGAGCAGAGCACAUUGGAAUUGGUGGUGACUAUGAUGGAGCCAGUGGCUUUCCUCAGGGUCUGGAGGAUGUGUCCAAAUACCCUGCUCUGAUUGGAGAACUAUUGCGUAGGAAAUGGAGCGAGGUGGAACUGGCAGGCGUACUGAGGUUUAACUUCCUCCGAGUGUUUAAGAAAGUGGAGAAGAUACGUGAUGAACUGCGUAACACUCUUCCCAGUGAAAUAGUAAUCCCCUCUGCAGAGGCCCAAAACAAAUGUCGUUUGGUGCUGGCACAUCCGGAUACCGCUCGAAAGGUCAAGUCAUCCGGUAUGCGAGUGAGUUAUCUUUUAGGCUCAGGUGCUCUUUUUUGGACUGUUUUCUUUUUUUCACUUUUUGCUACAUAAACUAGUAUAUCCAAGCUGAUGUUGAAAAAGUAAUUCAGUAAACAGUCUCAACAGUCUCAAAAGGUCAUAGCUAGUUUGAGUACUGUUACAGUGAAGCAAUAUACUGAAGCAUUUAUAAAUUGAAAACCUUGUUCAUAACCUGGUUGUAUCAACUUCCCCUUUACAGCGUAUGGUGGCUUUCCCAUACGAUGAGUGUGGCACUAUUUUCGUUUGUGCUUUUUGAUUGCAUUGCCUGUUUACCUGUGUGCAUGUAUUUUGGUUGUGUCUAUACCCUGUCUCAAUACUUGUCUGUUACAUAAUGUUUGCACCUGUUCCGAAUUCUUGAUUAGUUUGUCUCACUUUGCACUCAAGUUCCUUCAUGUUCUUUAUGUUCUGAACUUUCCACUCAUACAGAUAUAAAAUACUGUAACAUCCUAGCAUGUCCUGGUUUAAAACUGUAGUAGAAGGUUAACACUAUUUACAUAUAUUUGUUUUAGGGCAUUGAAGUUCAGUUCAACUUCUUUCUAGGUUACAACCAUGAAACCAGUAACAACCCUGAUACUAGUUGAUAGUGAACUAUGGUCUUAAACUACUUCAGGAGGUGGUGUGACUUUUUAUCUUAUAUCUCUGUAAGCUCACCAAGCCACAUUUGACAGCUAAACUCCUCUUAGUAGAUGGUCGAUGAGCUUCAUGAAUACUAAAGCACCCGGAUGCGAUCAUGAAGUAAAACAAGGAACUACACUGCUAACUGGUGUGCAAAUGUAUUUACCUAAUUUGUAUAAUAGCAUCAGUAUAGCUAUCAGAUUGUACAUGGUAUCCAGAUAAUUAUCCAGAAAAUUGUUGUGUUCCUACUGAGAGCUACUAGAUUUGAGAAUACUCCAAAAGAAGCAACUUAAUAAGUUUUAUGACAUUUCAAUGCAAAAUAUUAGCAUUUAUUUCAUACUAAAGUAGUUUAUUUUCUGUUGUUACUUUUUAUUAUUUAUACUAUAUAUUCUCUUUUUUCAUACUGUUUUGUAUUUCAAUUUAAAGUCUUUAAACGUCUGAUGGGGAAGACAGUUCUUAAUUUCUCUAUAAUGUUCCAAGCUCCAUUUGGGUGGGAUAUAUAAUGAAAUUCAUUAUAUAUAACAAUUAUAAAAUUGUAAUCGUUGAUACAUUUCUGUUGUAUAAAACAAAUAAAAUACUUCAGGACAUGCAGCAGUAGGGAAACAGUUCACUUCAGGGUGGUCCCAGUGAUUAUGCUUUAUGUUCAACAUCACCCUUUCAAUCAUGUUUUAUUCUUUGUGUAUCUUUGCUAGCAGCAAGUUAAGUUUCCAGUGCCAAAAUGGCUGCUCCUUCAAAAAGAGCAUAAAUAAGAUGGAUAUAAAUUAUGAUUUAAGAGAAAUACAUUAAUAAAAGCAAGACUUGUGCAUAAUAGUCAUACUGUAUAUACACUUGUGGGAUGGUGAAUCACAAGUCUCUGGUUUGUGAGUGUUUGGCUUUUUAUCACUGAGUUUUAAACACAAGCAAAUCAAGCAUCAACCUGCAAACAGAGUUGAUUUGUUUCUUACUUUUUUAAUGUCUUUCAUUUUCACUUUUACAUAUAUUUAUCUGUACAGAUAUUGUGGCCGUAAAAAAAAGUGUAUCAGUGACAGCUGUCAUUGAGAGUUGCGUAGAAGCAUGAAAGAAGAACUGUAUGAAAAAACAUCAGCUAAUUUACAAAUUUUAAAUUUCAUUGAUUUGUUCAAAAGUCUAGUAUAAAAAUUCAUAAGUUAUAAAAUCAUUUCAUACUUUCACCCAAAAUCAUGAAUAAAUGCUCUUUCUUUGACCAUUAUCUACAACCUGGUGCUCUCAAACCAAUGGGGAGUAAAAGCAAAUAAAUAAGGAAAUAAAUUAAAAACAUCAACUUAUCAUAAUCCUCCAGAUAGUAUUUGUUUGGACUAAAUCUCAUUGGAAAAAAUCUUACAGAAGCACAUGUACAAUACAGAUGUGUCUACAGCUGCUCUGAAUUAGAUUUAUAUAACAUUUUAACAUGAUAUAUACCAUUUCUCAAAACCCAUAUUCAUGUGAAUGUGGUUUGUUUCUCUGUGCAGACUAAUAACACAUCCUGUUUACGGUGUAUUCCUGCCCACAGUAUUUACCCAGAAAUGCUUUAAGAUGGUAUUUCUGUUUCUAAUGAGUAGCAGAUGAGCUGGCUUUGAAGUAAACAAAUUUAGUUUCUUAUCAUCCGAAACACACUUUAGUGCAGAUAUGGGUCUUUACCAGGAGUGUCUCCUAUUGCUUAAUGCAAUGUGUGGUGUGUGUGUGUAUUGCAGUUCAAUUUCAAUUAUUUGAAUUCAAAUAUCUCAUUUAGAGGUUUCACUGGAAAUCAAAAUAUUUUCUGAGGGUUUGUGUUUUUUUUUUUUUUUUUUUUUAAGAAGUAGGUGCUAUGAGCAUAGCAGCUCUGUGUGAGAUUUAAUAGAUUUGUGGUAAAAGCUUUGCUUCUCAAAUCGAAGUUGUCAGUUAUUUGAUUCUGAUUAAACCAGAUGUUAUGUUACAAUUACAUUUAUGACAUAAUGGUCUUAAAAGCCUUGUAGUGGCAUCUUGAUGGACAUGGGUUUCGAACUCACAACCUUCUGAGCAGUAGUCUAACCCCAUAACCACUAAG
Molecule: messenger RNA, 4032 nt
Organism: Tachysurus fulvidraco (yellow catfish)
Lineage: Eukaryota; Metazoa; Chordata; Actinopteri; Siluriformes; Bagridae
Gene: dpep2
Product: dipeptidase 2
Exons: 11
Coding region: 150-1430 (426 amino acids)
Biological process (GO): proteolysis
Molecular function (GO): metallodipeptidase activity
Source: RefSeq, a predicted model, not a curated record